AAAAACAAAAAUUAAAAAAUUAGUUUUGUCAUCUACUCGUGAAAACAUUUACUGCGUAUAAAAGUUUUAAACAUUGUAUGUACAAAACAAGCAUAUUGCAUUACAAGAAAGAACAAUUCUGUGCUUUUGGAAAUAAGCCUAGACGCUUUAGUAUAAUAGAUUUCUGCCUAUGAAAAUCUCGUAUAUAUGUGUGAGCGAGGAUUCGGAAGAACUCGAUAAGUAGAGUAACAUGCAAAAAUAUUUUUUUUACUUCUCGAUACAAAAUCCAAUUCACAAAUUGAUACUAAUAAGUGUACUUUAAUUCCAGAAAAGAAUUUUCAAAUCUAUAAAAAAAAUAUAUAUGAAAUCUCAUAAACAAUGUGCAUGAAUGAUUUUAUAUUAUCGACCCGGUCAGGUUUGAGGAGCAGUUCAGCAUCCCCUUAAGCGCCAUAAGGUGACAGAGUUUUGACGUAACGCAAGUUUUAUACACUAAAUAUUGGACUUUCUUAACAACGAAUUUUCAACUAAAAUUUGGAAGCUCUUGGCGACGACAACGAUCUCGAAAGAAAAGACUGAGUGCGAAUUAGAUUGAAUUUUAUACAUUUAAUGGUCCUCCGAGCCGGAUCGCACAAAAAAGAAACUUCACAAGGACGCAAGUAAAAGGAACACGUUUAUGAACGCUGCCACACCUUCUAUGUGUAUUCUCAUGCCAAGCUGCUCGCCUAUCGAAAAGAAUUAGACGUGAUGGCACUACAUUCUGAUUCUUCGCUCACCGAUCACGAAACAUCCACUUCAUCGAGGCUUUGCAUUGCCUUACCUGAAAUCAAGCUGCCAAGUUUUUCUGGAGAUUACCAGUCAUGGCCAUCAUUUUAUGAAGACUUUGUUUAUUUAAUUCGAGAUAACAAAGACUUAUCUAAUGCCGAAAAAAUGUAUUAUUUAAAAACAUGUUUAACUGGAGAAGCAGCUCGUUCGAUUUGCUAUUUAACUGUCACACAUGACAAUUUUUCGGUUGCAUGGUCUUUAUUAUUAUCAAAGUACGAUAACAGGCGACUUUUGAUAAGAGCGCAACUAGACAGAAUCAUCAAUUUAAAGUCGCAAAAAAACGAAAGUGCUCAGGAACUCAGAAAUAUCCUAACGAUCUUUCUAAGUGCCAUAGACUAUCUCCGUAAGCUAAACUGCCCUGUAGAUGAAUGGGAUAUUUUAUUUGUGCAUCUUCUGGAAAAAUUACUCGAUUCGGAAUCACGUAUGGCCUGGGAGAUGAAGCUCGGAUUAACGACAAUCUAUCCAACCUUCUCAGAACUGAAAGAGUUUCUCUUUGAAAGGGCACGAGUUUUGGAAAAUAUUGAGUUGUUUGCUUCGACUUCUGGAUCGGAUAAAGGGCAUUCCACAAACUCUUGUAAAAAAUCAAGUUAUUCUAAGUGCCCAUUAUGUGGAGCUUCUCACUAUCUAGCAAAGUGCGAGCAAUAUCAAUCAGAAACUGUUCAACAGCGUCGAGACAUCAUUGUGAAGCAUCGGCGAUGUUUUAAUUGUCUUGCUCCUCAUGCAAUUAAUAAAUGUACUAACAUCAGACGAUGUCAGAAAUGCGGGAGGAAACACCACACCUCCAUUCAUGGCAAAGCGUUUUCAAAACAUUCUGUUGACACUCCAGUCGAAGAAGCAACUAAUUAAUCUGCGAAAAAUUUACAGGCUCAACCAACGAUAAUUGGACAAUUACAUAUAAGUGCACAUCAUUCCAGGCGGACAUCCAUUGCGUAAACUUACAUUUAUUUGCAACCAGUCGAACCUUACUAACAAGAAAUAAUGGAAAACACCAUCUACAAUUAAAUUUACGAAAAGGACAAUAGCUUCCGACAUUGCAAAAUUGUAUGAUCCGUUACGAUUCAUAUCACUAGGUUUGAUAUGAGCAAAGACUAUCCUACAAGAACUUUGGUUACUAAAGACUGUGUGGGACGAAGCCUUACCUCCAGAGUUACAACACAAUGAACAAUUUUUCAACAACAGUUAUAACAGCUUGAACAACUUUCAAUAUCAAGGUGCAGGCUUGGAAUUGUUCGCUCCAAUAUCUCUAUUAAAAUCAAUGGAUUUUUGAACGCGUUACAAAUGGCCAUGGCUGCCGUGAUUUAUGUGAGAGUACACGAAAACAAUCGGCAUGAUCUCGACGCAAUUGAUAUGUUUUAAAACUAAAGUUAAAUCUCCCAAUUAAUUUUAACUAACGUUCUUCAAUUUCAGCUAAAUACUAGACAUUCCUAACGACGAAUUUUCAGUUAAAGUUCGGGCGCUCUUGACGACGACGACAAUUUCGAAAGAAAAGACAGCGCGAACUAGAUUAAAUUUAUAAAUCUACUUAUAGCGAAAUAAGUUUCCUUUUAUCCCCCUUUUUUUCUUUUUUUUGGUAAAUAUGCGCUCUCUUCCAUUUAUCGUUGUACGCUGCUCCCGUUCGCUCUUCGAAGAAUUCAGCGAUACAUUCGAUAGUCUUAAUUGUCGUCCCCGUCGAACAAGCACGUGGCGUCGCGUUGUCGUUGAUAAAGUAACGUCGCCUCGCUGUAAACGCACACGAUGAUAAAUGCACGUUGUACUCGAUGCAUUGCAGAGUCCACUUUUGGAAUCUCGAUUGAUAAUAGUUGUCGCGGAUAAACGAUACCGGUGCGAUUCUUAUGAAAAUCCCAAAACGGAGAGACAUCAAGUUCUCAAGAACUUAACUCUCGGGAUAAUUAUCAAGCGGGAGGAGGGGGGGGGAAAGCGAGAUAAGAGAUAGGAUUUAAUUACGAAUAUCGGUCACGCGCGCGAAAGAGAGAGGGUUCAGGCGGAAGCUCAUUUAAGCGGAUCUCUUGACUCCAAGUUUGCUCGCUCGAGACCUCGGAUAAUAUUGCCGAGGGUUCGUCAACGCGCGUCGGUUAUAAUUGACCGCGGUAACAUUCGUGAGACGUCGGCGAGCAUCAAUUACGUGCCGGGCAUCUUUGAUCCUCCUGCGUGAGCGCACGUAUCGAUACCCGCGACGAAUACACGAUGCCAUGACGAGUGUGAUCGCCGAGGCGCGACGAUAACCCGCGCGGGCUGAUAAUCGGGAUAAUUGGUCUCGAUUACGAGCGAAAGUAUCUCGCAAAAGUAUGUCGCAAUUAUCGGGAUUCAAUGUGAAUAUCUGACCGUAAGACACAGGUGCGAUUUCAUUUGCAUGCAACAUCACUGAUUGAAUUUACGAUUAAUAUAGCUGACCUCAAAAAUAUAAAGGGAGAUUGCCGUAAAAAAAUAUUAUAAUCGCUAAAAAUCAAACGCAUUAUAAACUAUUUUUGUAACAUUGAAAUACUUCGAUAUAUUGUAUAACUAAUUUAAAUGUAAGAAUGUUUUUAGUUGUAAAUCAAAAUAAAAUGUAAAUUAAAAUCAA
Monomorium pharaonis (pharaoh ant) is the source of this 3361-nucleotide messenger RNA. RefSeq lists its product as uncharacterized. The record is from RefSeq and is a predicted model, not a curated record. Lineage: Eukaryota; Metazoa; Arthropoda; Insecta; Hymenoptera; Formicidae. Bases 724 to 1647 code for a protein of 307 amino acids. The transcript is spliced from 3 exons.